This is a messenger RNA of Penicillium arizonense, 1983 nucleotides long. Its product is annotated as LCCL domain-containing protein. The transcript is spliced from 2 exons. The record is from RefSeq and is a predicted model, not a curated record. NCBI's taxonomy places the organism in Eukaryota, Fungi, Ascomycota, Eurotiomycetes, Eurotiales, Aspergillaceae. Bases 1 to 1983 code for a protein of 660 amino acids.
AUGCAGUCGCAACCAGGGCCUGCCUACUCUGAUAAAGCCGGGACAGGUGAGACAACUGCAGCUGCACUGGAGUCUCCCUUACAGGAGAUCGGACCAUUCAAAGACGAACAUGGCGCGCGCGACAGCGAGGACUUCAGCCUCGAUUUAGAAUUGGGCGACAUCCCACUCCUGCCCUCCGAUCGCCAAGGCAUGGAACUACCGACCGAAAAAGGCGCGUAUGAUCCGUGGUUUUCUUGUACGCCCUCAGGGCUUUGCGCGUGGCUCCGCGGCCCGAAGCCACCGCAUGCGUAUCACAUCAACCCUUGGUUCCCACGGUUACAGGCUGCGCCGGGGCUUCUGAUAGAUCGCAAAUUUCCGAAAAGAAGUUCGAAGAUCGCGUUGCUUUUUGGUGGGCUUGUUUUUUGGAUCGUUGUGUUCUUUUUCUCGCUCAAGGCUUCUAUUGCUGGUCAGGAUGUUUUGGGGUAUGGGCAGCCUGUUAAGCUGUCGUGUCACCAUCGACUAUGGAAUAAUGCUACAAAUUGUGGCAUGAAUGGUGACCUUUGUCGUCCUUUUGAGGAUCAGUCUUUCGCUUUCCGCUGUCCCUCGGGGUGUGCGCAGGCUAUUCUCUUGGAGCCAUAUGUCGUCGGUGCGGAGGAGUAUAACUACCGCCCGUUGGUCAUUGGUGGCAAGCCUUUCAGGCUGGAUAGCCACAACAGCGGCAUCUACCGUGGCGACUCGUCCAUUUGCGCGUCGGCUCUGCAUGCUGGUGUCAUCGAUGAUGCGACUGGUGGAUGUGGCAUCCUGCACCGCACCGGCGAGCAGCGGAAUUUCCGGUCGGUGGUCCAGAAUGGCAUCGAGAGUAUCAACUUUCUUUCGAGCUUCCCAAUGUCGUUCCGGCUCACUAGGGAGGCAACCUCAUCAGACUCAAGCGAGGCAAAGCUGAUAAAGUGCUCGGAUGUUCGCUGGUCGCUGUUCGCCUUCACAUUGAUCUGGACUACUCUCUUGUCACUGGUUGUGACUUCUGCCCCGGCCUUCUACUGCGCAAUCUAUUUCAUUGUAUGGUUUGAAGUCGCCAUGGCAUCCGACCCGCCCUCGAACGGGAGCUUAUACGACCUGAUAUCAAUCGGGCUCGGUCGUUUCCUACCAGGCGCAUUUGUGGGCUUCGUGAUCUAUCACUUCUGCGUUCGACACACCUUGCGCAAUCUAGAUGCGCACUGGGACAAGACUGUCUUAUGGCUGGGUGGCUGCUGGGUCGGUGCCUUGAACACCGACACCUUCGACAGGAUCCCCAUCUCCCGCCUGACACCCCACGAUAUCCAGCAACAGCCAGGCGCACUGACUUCCCUGAUCAUCAUCGUUGGAUCCCUCGUCGCGAUCGCCCUCGGCCAAGCGCAUUGUUUCCGUCGCGAGGGCCGCUUCUUCCCCACCCUAAGCAUCUACGGCGUCCUCCUCGCAGUUAUCCUCAUCCUCGUUGCCGUCCCGCACAUGAACCUACGCAUCCAUCACUACAUCCUUUCCCUCGUUUUCCUCCCUGGUACAACUCUCCAAACCCGUCCUAGUCUUCUAUACCAGGGUAUCCUCGUCGGCCUGUUCAUCAACGGCAUCGCCCGCUGGGGCUUCGACUCCAUCCUCCAAACCCCAGGCGCCCUCCUUGACGGCGCAAAAUUGGGUACCAUCCCACCGAAAAUCUAUCCCCCGUCCAUUGUCGACCGAAACAGUCUUGUAUUCGCAUUCCCGGAUAUAGAAUCCCAUGCCGACGGCCUCAGCGUUCUGGUGAAUGACGUCGAGCGCUUUCAAGCGUUCCGCUCUAAAGAUGGCGAGCCAAUGCCUGACUUUUCUUGGUCUCGCUCCUAUCCAAAUGAGUUGGAAUACUUCCGUUUUGGUUAUGUUCAUACGAAUGCCUUGGGUGGCCUUUGGUAUGAGGACUUUUCGCCGCCGGCUGUGUGGAACGCUGAUGGGGUCUUUUCUUUCCCUGACCCUGAGAUUCCUGAAUCUGAGGAGUAG